This is a messenger RNA of Echinops telfairi (small Madagascar hedgehog), 1581 nucleotides long. It is a transcript of the gene CRTAM, whose product is annotated as cytotoxic and regulatory T cell molecule. Gene Ontology annotation, molecular function: signaling receptor binding. The record is from RefSeq and is a predicted model, not a curated record. The transcript has 5 exons. Bases 1 to 585 code for a protein of 194 amino acids. NCBI's taxonomy places the organism in Eukaryota, Metazoa, Chordata, Mammalia, Afrosoricida, Tenrecidae. Gene Ontology annotation, biological process: cell recognition; detection of tumor cell; positive regulation of natural killer cell mediated cytotoxicity directed against tumor cell target. Gene Ontology annotation, cellular component: plasma membrane.
AUGUGGAUAAAAUGUCGCUCCAUGGUUGCAGAAUUUUGCUUUCCUUCUUCCCUAGUUACUGACCAAGAGAGUGCUCCAGGUGCUCAAGGAGAGAAUGCUCCACCAGCUCAAAGCCCUCAGCAGCCCACCAGUACCGUCACAGGCAUGGAAGAUUCCAGUACAUCAGAGAUUGACAAGAAAGAGGAAGAACAAUUCACUCAAAGUACUGACUUAGCCACUGAUGCGAAUCCCAAAUCUAUAGAAUUGAUUAGUAAGAAAAGCGGCGUGCUCUUGAUCACCCUUGUGUCCUUCCUCAUUCUCACACUCUUCAUCAUUGUCCAGCUCUUCGUAAUGAAGCUGCGGAAAGCGCACGUGGUAUGGAAAAAGGAAAAUGAAAUUGCAGAUAACAUACCGGAAAAUUACAAAUUUAGGUCAAACAAUGAAGAAACAUCAUCCCAAGAGAAAAAUGGUCAAAAUUCCCACCCUAAGAGGUGCAUGAACUAUCUCACACGAUUAUAUACAGCAGCAAAGUCAAAGAGGAAAGGAGCUGCACGACAGUCACAAGUAAUAGCCAUGGGCUCUCGUAUCCCAGAGAGUGUGGUAUAGCCCCGGCAACAGGCAGUCUCAGUUCAGGGCAGCUGCCUGCCUUGUCCCUCAAAGGAUCACCUGCUGGGAAGGAGCACAAUUGCUGCAUUCAGAGUACAGUGCAAGAUGAUGUCCUCUGAUGUUAUUCUACACCAGAGUCAGGGUAACCGGAUCAGGACCAAGUCACGGACAUACUGCUUCAUGGUUUCAAGAAAUACAGCCUCUUAUAACUGACACUACAUACUUCAGAGCAGGAGGAUUCUAUUAGGCUAUAUGGAUCACGGUCAAGGUGACCAGCUAAUAUCUUGCUGUGGAGGGAGCGGAAUUUUAAAGUGCUAUGCUCAGGUGGAGCUGCUUAAGAAAUAAUAUUAAUAAUUAAAUCUCUUCUUCCGCUCUCCAAAUAAAGGACAUUAAGAUGAAAAGGCCCUAAAGAACAUAUCUGACUCCAAGGAGGUCACUUUAAAGAGAGGCUUUAUAAAGAUAACAAACAUCUGCAAGGAGAGAUGCUACAUAAUAACAAAAUGGAACCAUAAUUUAGCUUAAUUGAUCAAGAAUGUCUGCUAGAGCUUUGUGCUCGUGGAAAGAACUAUCUAUAGCAGAUCAAAUUGGCAACGGGAGCUUCAAAGAUUAGAUGAGAAUUUAGGGGGUGGUGUGUUUGUGUUAAUGGUGGAGGAAUCCUGUGGGAAAGGAGGGGCAAUCCUUGCGAAACUGGCCAAUGUAGUCACUGUGCCUGAAUUGCACAUGGAGUCAUUGAGCUAGUGUCUGUUUUGGUGUGUGUAUUUUCAUAUACGUAUACUUAAAAUCAGAGUGAUACUAAUGAAUGGGUCUGAUGAACAUGAGUACUCCAUGGAGUUAAUGCAAGAAAACCCAAAGAUUAUAUUUUCUUGCCAAAUCACAAGGGUUGACCUGAUUCAGAAAGUGUUUAUCUGGACACUACAAAAGGAAAAAAUGACUUUAAUCUAUUGCUUAUUGACCUUUUAAAUGCUUUUAAGAGUAGCUUUUUUAAUAAAAAGCAAU